Andrographis paniculata is the source of this 1214-nucleotide messenger RNA. Its product is annotated as biotin carboxyl carrier protein of acetyl-CoA carboxylase, chloroplastic-like. NCBI's taxonomy places the organism in Eukaryota, Viridiplantae, Streptophyta, Magnoliopsida, Lamiales, Acanthaceae. Gene Ontology annotation, molecular function: acetyl-CoA carboxylase activity. Gene Ontology annotation, cellular component: acetyl-CoA carboxylase complex. The record is from RefSeq and is a predicted model, not a curated record. The coding region runs from base 153 to 941 and encodes 262 amino acids. The transcript has 8 exons. Gene Ontology annotation, biological process: fatty acid biosynthetic process.
UGCUCAUUCUAACUAACUAAUAAGAGUUCUGUCUCAGUUGCUAACUUCCUUCUCCAUCAUCGUCCAUUCUUUGCACCAAAUUCUUCUCCUAGCUUCCAUUUUUUUGGUUGUUUAGAUUCCUGAUCGGAGUUCUCGUUCUGCCGUUCCUUGCAAUGGCUUCUUUCGCCGUCCCCUGUCCCAAGGUCUCGGUUCUGGUGCCUGCUUCAUCGGAUUCCGGCCGGAAACGGCAUCGUAUUGCGCCUUUCCGUCAAUCUGAUUCUAUUUUGGGUGCAUCUUCGAAGAGCAGUCAGUUUCAGGGAUGCAGCCAGAGGCACUCAAAUGUCUUUAAGGUUGCUGCUGAGAAAACAUCGAAUUCUGCUUCAGCUCCCAGAUCAAUUCAAGUGAAAGAGUCCAAUGACGAAAAUGGAAUUGCCAAUACACCAUCCAUUUCAGCCUUUCUGAAACAAGUUAUAGAUAUUGUCAAGCUUGUUGAUUCACGAGAUAUUGCGGAGUUACAUAUGAAGCAAAAGGGAUGUGAGCUUCAUAUCAAGAAACGAGAAGCUCUGCAAAAUCCAUCGAAUACUGCUCCAGCAUAUAUUCCACCUCCACCACAGCACACUACCCCUCCACCACCUCAAUUGCCUCCUGCAAAUCCUCCAGCUUCUACUUCUGCAAGUACUCGUCCAUCUACACCAACUCCUGCGCCGUCAAAGUCUAAGUCUUCACACCCCCCUUUCAAGUGUCCAAUGGCUGGAAACUUUUAUCGUUCGCCAUCUCCUGGCGCGGCACCCUUUGUGAAGGUCGGGGAUAAGGUCCAGAAGGGGCAAGUACUAUGCAUUGUUGAAGCUAUGAAACUGAUGAAUGAAAUUGAAGCUGAUCAAGCCGGCACCAUCGUUGAGAUACUGAUGGAAGAUGGAAAACCAGUCAGCAUCGACACGCCUUUGUUCAUCAUUGAGCCAUGAAGCAGAUCAUUGUCUAUCACUAGCCACAAAAAAAAAGGUAUAAAAUACUACUUCAGUUGCAGCAUGCUUUGGCUUUUUAGUAUGAGAAUGAUGAUGGAAAUAAAUGGAGAUAACAUUGAGGCCCUACCUCACAAAAUUUGUUUAUUUAAUCUCCUAAAUUAGCACAAAUACUUUUUUGUCUAUGUUUUAAAUUUAAAAAAUAAAUAUAUAAAUAGACCUAUAUCAUUUAAAAUUAGAAGGAAAUAGACUAGAACAAGUGCAAAAGAUGCAUAA